AUGGCACCUGCGCAUUCCGGGUUGCAGAGGGCUACGAAGGUGAACGGGCAAAAUCUGCCGACCCUUCUUGAGAGUCGAAUGGCAUUCCGAGGCACUCCACAGCGCAAGGUGGAGAAACAAAUGAUGAAUGUCAAAAUCGACAAAGCCAUGGGAAUCUUGGGCACAGACAGCCACCGCUUGCACCCCUUCUGCGUCAGUGCCUACUACGCAGGUGAGGCGCCGGAGGUCGUGGAAGCGCGGAAGACUUGGUUCGUCCCCGGUGCCCGAAGUGCCAUCCCAGGUCACGAGGACUGUUAUUUCUUUAAGACCAUCGAAAUUCCCUAUGACAAGAGACAGCAACUCUUGGUGGUGGAUAUCUUCGAGUGUGAGCCAACACCGAAGAUGGAUAUCCCCGAUGAUCUCAUCGGAAGGGCCACCAUACCACUGGCAGAUCCACGACUGGAACAGCCAGCGGAGUGGCCAUUGGCACGUGGCCCCUGGGAGUUCGUGGGCUCGGUCACUGUGAGCGUGGAAUUUCCAGCUCCAGAGGACAAAGUCUGGCCCCUGCCAGACAUCAGGGACUUUCCUGAACCGGUCUCCCCGCGCGACUUCGCCAGAUCCAAAGACAAAGGUGGAAUUAAUAUGUCGCCGUUUGACCAACCUCGAACGGUUUCCACUUUGAAAUCGAGUGGAGGAGGUGGUAUUGAUAUGUCACCGUUUGACCAACCACGGUCACGAUCAAAUUCGAAGUCAAGUAGCGGCAGUUCCCCCACUCCGGUGUGGGUCCCGGUGCUGAACGGCCCUGGCGGUUUCGGGUUGAACCCGAAGGUCGACAACAUUUGGACCUUUGACUCUGGCUGUGGAGGUCCUGUGAAAGGUGGGACAAUGAGCCCCCUGCCCAGUUUCUCGCCCGAGUGGUUCACAGCGAAAUUGCCGCCGGGAACCCCUGCGCCCCGCCCGCUGCCGCCAUCGGCCUUCCAGCCUCCUCCAGUACCACCCGGGCUGAUGGCCCAGAUUCCCGUCCUCGCGACGGUGCCGCCCGCGGUUGCCGCAAUGGUCGUCGAGGCCCUCCGGGCACCGCCUCUCACCACGGCCACGAUGCCGGCACCACCUGCGUCGGUGCUGCAAGCAGGGCCCUUGCCCUACUUGCCCUCAACUGCUCCGCUGUAUUAUGGAGGCUAUCCCUGGGGAUUCAUGGUCAGAGGUGAAGUGGUCAGGUCUUCCAUGCUCCAGUGGCACGCGGCAGAAACAUGUGCUGUGUGGCCCACUGAGCAAGGUGCGAAAUGCUCCGCCCACGGUAGAAACAUGUACCGUGUGGCUCCACUGCCACAGACUGGCCUCAGAGUCAGAGAGGCAGCCUUUGAUCCUGGUACCCGUGAUUCGUUGCAGGUUAUGCAGGGCGACCAGGGUCAACGGGCCUUGCUUCUUCCAAUCUCCCAGAGAAAGUCAGCGCAACGAAAGGCGGAACUGGCGAACGAGAUCCUGGGCAUGGCGGGGCUCCCCAAGGCUGAGGGCUGUCAGUUGGAAUCCAUAAAGGCGAUUGGAUCUUGCAACGACCAGGAGAAGCCCAAGAGGUCAUUGAAGCGAGGAAAACUUCCUUUGUUCCUGGGAAAAAGAGUGCACCUGGGUCGCGCCGUGAGGCAGCAGCUGUUGCAUGUGGACAUCUUCGAAGUACAAGUGCCACUGCAGAUGGAGUUUGAAGAUGAGUGGGUUGGAAGGGCGACCCUGCAGCUGGCCGAUCCCAGAGUGGAAGAGCCAGCAGAAUAUGAGCUGACCCGCGGCCCUUUUGAGUACGGGGGCACGGUGACGGUGAGUGUCAAAUUUCCGGAUCCGGAGGCACGCUUUGCUGCAGUGCUCUUCUGUCCAAAUGUGCAGAUAGUGAACAGUAGUCAGGAUAUGAGUAGUAGGCAGGGACUCAAGGAUGCUCAGUUGGCCAUGGCCAAAGUCGAAGCUCAGGUUGAAGCUCACCCACUACCCGACGUACGUGAAUAUGCCAACUCCAAAACGAUGGGCACAGACGCAGGCAAAUCACCGCAGCCCGUUUGGGUGCCGGAGAUCAAGGGUCCUGGCGGCUCCGGUCCCUCGGCUCAGCUGCGCAACUCGCCCAAGCUGUGUCCCUCCAUGUUUCAAAUGACGUGGGAGAAGAGCCUAAAGUGCCUAAAAGAGUGGUCAUACACCGUGGUGAAGAGUGAAAACAAGUCUACCUAUCGUUUGCUUCCGGGCCGUCGCCUCAGAGUCAGAGAGGCAGCCUUUGAUGGUACCCGUGAUUCGUUGCAGGUUAUGCAGGGCAACCAGGGUCAACGGGCAACUGCCGACACUUCUGGGGAAACUUGCCUUGCUUCUUCCAAUUUCCCGGAGAAAGUCAGCGCAACGAAAGGCCCAUUGCGAGCUUCCGAGCGAAAGUACUUGGAAGUCCGAGUGGACAAAGUGAGAGCGAACGAGAUCCUGGAUGGCCCAGAUUCCGGUGCUGGCGACGGUGCCGCCUGCGGUUGCCGCAAUGGUCGUCGAGGCCCUGCGGGCACCGCCUCUGACCACGGCCACGAUGCCGGCACCUCCUGCCUCGGUGCUGCAAGCAGGGCCCUUGCCCUACUUGCCUUCAAUUGCUCCUCCGUACUGUGGAGGUCCGAAUCUGUCGGGAUUUGUUCCCCCAACAGCACUUCUGUGCAACUCCUGACGAAACGCAGGGAACCUAGUACUCAGGUUAUGCAGGGCGACCAGGGUCAACGGUCAACUGCCGACACUUCUGGGGAAACUUGCCUUGCUUCUUCCAAUUUCCCGGAGAAAGUCAGCGCAACCAAAGGCCCAUUGCGAGCUUCCGAGCGAAAGUACUUGGAAGUCCGAGUGGACAAAGCGAACGAGAUCCUGGGCAUGGACAACUUCCGGCUGCACCCUUUCUGCGUGAGUGCCUAUUACCCAGGAGAAGCCCAAGAGGUCAUUGAAGCGAGGAAAACUUCCUUUGUUCCUGGGAAAAAGAGUGCACCUGGGUCGCGCCGUGAGGAUUGUUUCUUUUUUGAAACGAUCCGGAUUCCGUUCAACCCAAGGCAGCAGCUGUUGCAUGUGGACAUCUUCGAAGUACAAGUGCCACUGCAGAUGGAGUUUGAAGAUGAGUGGGUUGGAAGGGCGACCCUGCAGCUGGCCGAUCCCAGAGUGGAAGAGCCAGCAGAAUAUGAGCUGACCCGCGGCCCUUUUGAGUACGGGGGCACGGUGACGGUGAGUGUCAAAUUUCCGGAUCCGGAGGUUGAAGCUCACCCACUACCCGACGUACGAGACUUCCCAAAGCCAGUCUCCCCACGUGAAUAUGCCAACUCCAAAACGAUGGGCACAGACGCAGGUGGGAUCGACAUGAGCCCUUUCGAUAUACCGCGCAAAGGGUCCGGGUCGAGCUCAAAUUCAACUGGCCAAGGCAAAUCACCGCAGCCCGUUUGGGUGCCGGAGAUCAAGGGUCCUGGCGGCUCCGGUCCCUCGGCUCAGCUGCGCAACUCGCCCAAGCUGUGUCCUGUGAAAGGUGGGACAAUGAGCCCCCUUCCCAGCUUCCCUCCACAGUGGUUCACGGCGAAGUUGCCACCCGGAACGCCACACCCGCGUCCACUGCCGCCAUCGGCCUUCCAGCCUCCCCCAGUGCCGCCCGAGCUGAUGGCCCAGAUUCCCGUCCUCGCGACGGUGCCGCCCGCCGUUGCUGCAAUGGUCGUGCAGGCCCUGCGGGCGCCGCCUCUGACCACGGCCACGAUGCCGGCGCCUCCUGCGUCGGUGCUGCUUGCAGGGCCCUUGCCCUACUUGCCCUCAAUUGCUCCUCCGUACUGUGGAGGCUAUCCCCGGGGAUUCAUGGUCAGAGGUGAAGUGCCAGGUCUUCCCUGCUCCAGUGGCACGUGGCAGAAACAUGUGCUGUGUGGCCCACUGAGCAAGGUGGGAGAAGAGCCUAAAGUGCCAUCGGAAAUUCACUGCGGUUGUGCUGUUCAAAUAGCACAGGUUAUGCAGGGCAACCAGGGUCAACGGGCAACUGCCGACACUUCUGGGGAAACUUGCCUUGCUUCUUCCAAUUUCCCGGAGAAAGUCAGCGCAACCAAAGGCCCAUUGCGAGCUUCCGAGCGAAAGUACUUGGAAGUCCGAAUGGACAAAGCGAACGAGAUCCUGGAUGGCCCAGAUUCCGGUGCUGGCGACGGCACUUCUGUGCAACUCCCGACGAAACGCAGGGAACCUAGUACUCAGGUUAUGCAGGGCGACCAGGGUCAACAGUCAACUGCCGACACUUCUGGGGAAACUUGCCUUGCUUCUUCCAAUCUCCCAGAGAAAGUCAGCGCAACGAAAGGCCCAUUGCGAGCUUCCGAGCGAAAGUACUUGGAAGUCCGAGUGGACAAAGUGAGAGCGAACGAGAUCCUGGGCAUGGCGGGGCUCCCUAAGGCCGAUGGCUGUCAGUUCCAUAAAGGCGACUGGAUCUUGCAACGACCAGGACAACUUCCGGCUGCACCCUUUCUGCGUCAGAAGCUGAAGAGCUGCGAGAAGCCCAAGAGGUCAUUGAAGCGAGGAAAACUUCCUUUGUUCCUGGGAAAAAGAGUGCACCUGGGUCGCGCCGUGAGGCAGCAGCUGUUGCAUGUGGACAUCUUCGAAGUACAAGUGCCACUGCAGAUGGAGUUUGAAGAUGAGUGGGUUGGAAGGGCGACCCUGCAGCUGGCCGAUCCCAGAGUGGAAGAGCCAGCAGAAUAUGAGCUGACCCGCGGCCCUUUUGAGUACGGGGGCACGUCAGCACGCUUUGCUGCAGUGCUCUUCUGUCCAAAUGUGCAGAUAGUGAACAGUAGUCAGGAUAUGAGUAGUAGGCAGGGACUCAAGGAUGCUCAGUUGGCCAUGGCCAAAGUCGAAGCUCAGGUUGAAGCUCACCCACUACCCGACGUACGUGAAUAUGCCAACUCCAAAACGAUGGGCACAGACGCAGGUGGGAUCGACAUGAGCCCUUUCGAUAUACCGCGCAAAGGGUCCGGGUUGAGCUCAAAUUCAACUGGCCAAGGCAAAUCGCCGCAGCCCGUUUGGGUGCCGGAGAUCAAGGGUCCUGGCGGCUCCGGCUUUGGCCUCGAUCCGAAGAUCGAUAACAUUUGGAAGUUCAACACAGGUCCUGCGAAAGGUGGGACAAUGAGCCCCCUGCCCAGUUUCUCGCCCGAGUGGUUCACGGCGAAGUUGCCACCCGGAACCCCUGCGCCCCGCCCGCUACCGCCAUCGGCCUUCCAGCCUCCCCCAGUCCCACCCGGGCUGAUGGCCCAGAUUCCGGUGCUGGCGACGGUGCCGCCCGCGGUUGCCGCAAUGGUCGUGCAGGCCCUGCGGGCACCGCCUCUGACCACGGCCACGAUGCCGGCACCACCUGCGUCGGUGCUGCAAGCAGGGCCCUUGCCCUACUUGCCCAGUACACCAAUGGCCGCGCAGCUCUAUGGAGGCGCUCCGAAUCUGUCGGCAUUUGUUGCCCCAACGGUGUUCAAUGCUCCAGUGGCGCAUGGCAGAAACAUGUGCUGUGUGGCCCGCUGA
Messenger RNA from Cladocopium goreaui, 5487 nucleotides. NCBI's taxonomy places the organism in Eukaryota, Dinophyceae, Suessiales, Symbiodiniaceae. The record is from the annotation of a GenBank genome assembly.